GCAGAGUGUAUCAGUCUCUCGACAGUACGUAGUAGCACCACCACGGUCGAGACACUGCUACAUCUUUUCUCAAAAUCCAUUCUCUUCGCUUCCCCUCCUUGUGCUCUUCGAUUGUUCUCGUCCUUGUUGCCUUUCUGUUUGAAAUAGGCUCUCUUUUCACAAUAAUACGUAUACCUGUUCCAUCUAAUAAUGAUUACUGUGGUUUAGUGCUAGACUCAAGCUGUCGUGUUGAAAACGAUGCUUGGUAGUUCAACGACUCCACCUGCGCCAUUAAUUAACUACUGCUCGCAAUGCAAGAGCGAUGAAGAUGCAACUAACAAGAAUCAAUGUGUCACUUCCACAACAAAUCGCAUUUUUGGAAUGGAAAUCCAUGUCCAAAUCGCCAUUUUUUUUGAACAAAUCGAACGAGAGUGACAUCCGUGUUGCGGCUUGGACGUGAUCCUAAAGUGGACCUUGUAAAAUUCAAAAUCUUGGUCAAGUUUCUUCUCAGUUACAGCUGAUGGAUAAAAAGAAAACUGCAUUUCGAGGCGCAAGGAAAUUUUUCCAUAGUGACAGCGCACAGGAAUCCGAAUCGAUCCUCUGUUUUUACACUCUACCUCCAGUGUUACACCCUUUGGCUUUUGAACUUGUUUUCAUUUUUUAGGGAUUAUUCGAAUUCGAUUGCCAUAGUUUGAUUUUUUUGAAAAACAACAUGAUAUUGCGUUGGCCUCUUGUUCGCGACAGCUCUGCUUGCUGACCAAGCAUAUCUACUUGUGGAUGAUUUACCAGUACCAGUAAGAGAAGGACUAGUCGAAGGGAAGGACUAUUUGCCAGUAAUAGACGGACCUACAACGGAGUAAAGACGUGGUCGGGACAAGUUUUACGAACUUCCCCAAUUUUUCCGAACUUCCGGAGCGCCAUCUGUGUCCUCGACUUCCUCCCCUAACAAAACGACGUGACCUCCUUUCUAGUACCUCCAUUUUGUAGUCAGCGAAACACAAAGAAACGGUUUGUUCCUAUGACCUUUGUAUUAAUAGUACAUCGAAUAACAGCAACUUCCACUUCGUGCAGCGACCCCAGCGUCCAUCCAGACCCACGCAGAGGUACAAGCACAGCGCUCUUCUAUUUUUGCUUCUGAAGCAAGGGCAGCGACUCAGCACAGCGACUUGAAAGGAGCACUUUGCUCCCACCGCAAUUUCCAGCAAAGAACCUCAUAGAUACUCAUAAUAGUAGUACAACUAAUAGAGUACAAGUACCACACCUAUGUAAUGUACCAGGACCAGCGCCUACGACCAAGAACAAGAAGCACGACUCGUCUUCGUCUUCCUUCCACGUAUACAACUUCAAGAACUAGAUACCAACUGUAACUUCUUUUACUUCCACCUUCGUCCUUCGUCCUUUUUUAGAAGUCGGACUCCAACAGCAAGACAAGAUGGACGUGCAUGAUAUGGAGGCGAAGGAUGGCGUGCGGAUGGCAUGGAAUAUCUGGCCGCCGAAUCGCUUGGGCAUGCAAAGAAUACUCCUGCCUCUUGGUUGCAUGUACACACCUCUGAAAAAAGUCACGGAUUUGAAGUUAUGAUAUUGACAACCACUAAGUUUUUCUGCCACCAUUUUCUAUCAUGCCCUCCAUCUGGAACUAGAUGAAGCUUUUACUUCUUCUAGAGUCUAUCACCCUCUACUCCCUUCAAUACUAGCAGUAUCACCUCCUAGCCCCUUCACUAUCAGUAUCACCUCUUACUCUCUUUAAUACUUCUAUCAGUAUCACCUCUUACUUCCUUUCCUAUCAACAGUAUCACCUUCUACUCCCUCUUCUAACCAUCGUCGUAACGUACGAUCCAGUGGCAUGCAAUGGUAUGAACCGACAGUGCGGAGCUUUUUUGAACCCCUUUAGCUACAUCGACAUGCGAACAAAGUGUUGGACCUGUAACUUUUGCGGUUGUCGAAACGCUCUCCCACCCUUCUACGCAGAACAUAUCAGCUUAAGGCUACAACAAAUGUAGUAAAAAUUGCCUUGAUGAUUCUGUAUUUCUAUAUCUACUCCUACGUAUACAUAGAUACACCACUGGAAAACUCUAACAAGGGAGGCACAAAAGCCAUUGGAAGCUGUGAGAACGACGAUCGAGUACCUCCUACCAAACUCGCAAGUCCUGCCACCGGUAGCACUUAAAUAAACAGCCGGCUUGUUUUCCUCUUUCUACUUUUAGGCUAUCCCUUCAUGCAAACCAUUGCUUCCCAAAUAGGUGUGGACGCUGUUGUUUGUUCAGCAUGAGCAGGUGAAAGAUCUUUAUGUACGGAGUAAAAAGAAAAAGGAUCCACCUAAGAAGAUUUCACGUCGUUCACCUCUCGUCCCACUCUUCCUCAACUCGGUAUCUUCUAUAGAAGGACUUCUAGGUAUAACUGGUCAUCUUCUAUCUUCUAUACUUUUUGGUUGUAUCUUCUAUACUGCCUCUACUUCUUGGUAUCUUCUAUGAUCAAUCUUCGUAUACAUAUCUUCUAGGUAUUCCUUUUCGUUCUGGAUACGUCGUUGAAUAACAGCGACGACGAGCCAGAGUUUGAGAAAGCGAAGGAGUCACUGCAGCAAAUCAUGCAGACGAUGCCUGUGACCUCUCUGGUGGGGUUUGUUACCUUCGGCACACUAGUAAACGUGCACGAAUUAGGCUUCCAGGAACUCUCAAAGAGCUACUGCUUUAGAGGGACGAAAGGGUAUUCUUCACUGUUUUCUAGCUUUCCAGGAACUCUCAAAGAGCUCCUGCUUUGUGGAUGUAAUUAUCUACUUUUGAUCACAACAGGUAUAGUGCAAAGGAGGACCUUAAGAGGUGGCCCUUAAGGAAGGGCCUAAUAUUAGCCGAAUUUUAUUACAAGGGCCCUCUUAAGGAGCUCCCAUAAGGGUCAUUUUUUCCCCUUAAGGGAGCCCUAUGAUAAUACUAAUUGAAAUCCAUCAGUUUUUAGUCGUGCUAAAUUAUAUGAUCUUAAAACAAGGGAAGAUGGAGGCGAAAUUCUUUAAGGAAUGCAAUUUCCUUAAGGAAGCUAAUAUCUACUUUUGAUCACAACAGGUAUAGUGCAGCGCAAGUCGCAACCCAGCUUGGACUGCCACAACGAGUGGACCCUAGACAACCAGCGGCCGGUCGGAAUCGCUUUUUACUUUAUGGCUGUCUUACUUUUUUUACUUAUUCAAUUUAGUUUGCUACGGCCUGCUGCACAACAUUCUCUUCAAGCACAGACGAUCAGGGACCUCGACGGACAACCUUUUGACUUCAUAUUUCUUGUUUAUUGUCUUCAGCAGGCUUUUCACGACUUCUGUAUCAACUUGUUCUUGAUGUUUUCUCUAACUACCGCCAAUUAGCGAAUGCGAGUUCAGUUUGAACUCGGUCCUGGACGAUUUGCAGAGGGACCGAUGGCCUACACAGACGCGAGACGUUCGAACGUCGCGGUGCACAGGUGCCGCACUGUCUGUGGCGAUAGGGUUGCUAGAGUGCCUCUAUGCGGGACAUGCAGAUAAGGCGCGAGGAUCAUGUUCUUCCUACUUAUUUGAAGAUGUGAUGUACCUAAUCCUAAUACGAAGUUGUUGGAUGAUUUUUUGAUUAUCAAGUAUGGCUAUCGAAGGUGAGACCUCUGGGGCUGACAGGACCACGACAGCGCCGGCGCUUAUUUAGUAGUAGAUAAGUACCUGCCUGACUUUUCUUUUUUCGGUUUUUGUUUUUUCUCGUUAGGUAUGCUCCACCAACAUUAUCAAGUAUGGCUAUGUUCUUGGUUUUUACCUUUCAGUAGUAGUUUUAGCGGAGGACUAAUCGAACCUAUGAUGAAGUCAUUAUCUAUCUCUUUCUCUAACUCUUGACGAGUGGUCUUGUUGAGCUCAGGACCGUGUACUAUGGGACCAGGCCAAAUAGUUUCAGCCGAAAAAUCCGAAACUAUGCGAUCACAUCAAGACUUGCAGAAGGAGAAACCAAAUACGAAGUACAAGAACUAGUAAUUGAUUUUGACUGGUCCUGGUGCUGGUGGUCUGUCACACUUGAACUUUACAACACUCUCUCACAAAAUACGAAGGACCCAGAAAACCUAAUCUUCAACUACCUCGUCAACAUCAACACCGCAACAAGAAAUUCUGAAACACAACCCUAGUCAUCUUAACCCCAAUCCUCAACUACCUCGUCAACUACGUCAAUACUACAGAUUCACCAAAGCAGCCUUGCAAUUCUAUGCGUCACUUGCGACUCGAGCUGUGGCGGCAGGGCAUGCGGUAGAUAUAUUUGCGAAUUCCUUGGAUCAGAUAGGCAGUUACGAAAUGCGCGUAAUGUGUGACCGGACAGGCGGCAUGCUAGUACUAUCGGAUGGCUACUCAACGCACGUUUUCAAAGACUCGUUUAAGAAGCUCUUUGAAAGAGUGGAUGAAAACGGUACUUCUAUUAUAAAUGUUAAUGUUUAGACUUGAAUAAUAGAUUUUUGAAUUCAUUCAAAGUAGACCUAGUCCUAGACUCCUUUAAGAAGAAGCUCUUUGAAAGAGUGGGAGCUCUGAUUUGAAAGUAGAGUAGAUGAAACCGGUAUUCUAAGAGUUUCGCGGCUAGAACCAUCAAAAACGAAAUAGACGCAGUUGUAAACGACUUUCUUCUACUACUCGCUUUUGAAGAUAGUUGAGCCAAUUCCUUUCGUUAAUACCGGGAAUUGCAUCGUCGACUUCCUCUGCUCCUUCCAUUUUGUUCCAAUUCCUUUCGUUAAUACUGGGAAUUGCAUCGUCGACUUCCUCUGCUCCUUCCAUUUUAUCGUCAUAAUCACCCGUCAUCUACUUAUGACGUCGUACUCACCCCGUCAUCUGACAGGUUUCCUCCAAAUGGGGUUCAACGCGACGAUAAAAACGGUUUGCUCAAAAGAGUUCAAAGUGAGCGGCUGUGUGGGUCCAUGCUGUGGAACGCAGAAAAAGAACGCCUCCGUCGGAGAAACUGAAAUAGGGGAGAGCGGUACAACAGCUGCUUAUUGAAGAUGAUGAAGAGGCUUUUUUAUUAUUCACAAGGAAAGACUGAACAUACAUCAAGGGGAACAACUGUUAAAUACUAUUCACAAGGAAAGACUGAGCAUGAGGACACUGAGGACUCUUACUCCACUGAGCAUAUACUGGCACCAGGACAGCAUUGCCUUUUCUACACAUCUACUCAUCUACUCUACAUACUAGAGUUUCCUUACUCCAAGUGUCUCCACCAUUCUUCUCACCGUACUUCCUAUAUUCUUGUAAGUACUCACCGUCUUUGUCCUCCUACAGGCACAGUCGAAUGGCGGAUGGCCGCUUUAGAUCCUGGGACCACCCUAGCCUUCUUUUUCGAGAUUGGCGGAGAUAUUCAGCAAGGUCAGAAUGCUGCUUAUUUGCAGUUUCAGACCCUUUACCAUCAUCCUAGUGGCGUCAAACGCCUACGAGUAACGACACUAGCCAGAGCGUUCAGCGACCCGCAACUAGCAAACAUUAGCCACGGAUUCGAUCAAGAGUGCGCGGCGGCAAUGUACUCGAGACUUGUUAUGCUUUAUUUUGAGCACAUGCACAUCUAUCACAGUGAAUGUGCGUCCCUGUUAUUAGACUGUGUCAUGUAAUCGAUACAAGAAAGAAAAAACUAGCAGCUUUUCGUUAUAUUCGGAAAAAAACUAAAACCACAUCUUCACAUGAUUAAAAACGCAACCUACUUCUCCUGCUCACAAUCAAUGCUAGUAUAACAUAGUAUAACAUAGUCUAACAUAGUAUAGCAUAGUAUAACAUAGUAUAACAUAGUGUAACAUGUACAUGAUAUAUAGUGUUAGCAAUAAAAAUUUUUUUAAGAGAAAGGUUUCUCCUCACCUUUCAACACAGCAUGACUCGAAACGCUAUGUUUCAAGUGGAGUCUACGGAAGUCCAGGACGUGCUGAGGCGUAUGGAUAGGAUAUUGAUACGACUAAUCUCCAAAUUCGCUUCGUACAAUCGAGACGACGUCACCUCCUUCCAAUUGUCAGAGGAAUUUACGCUCUUUCCGCAGUUCAUGUAUUGUGUUUUUUUGAAUUUGAUUACGCUGUUCGCCUUGAGAUGUGAUAAGAAACGAGAAGACGAGCGUAACACAAGUCUCGAAAAAAUGUGUCUUGGUGCAUCUUCAUUUACCUUCUAGUUUUCGAUGUUGACGCGUAUCCGGAAUUUUCCAAACUUCAUCUGCAGCUAGGUUGAAAUACACUUUUCACUUUCUUCAUAAACAAUAAGAAAAAGAAAAAACUAUUCACGACAGGUACUACCUGCGUCGCUCGCCCUUCAUGGACUUGUUCAAUUCGUCUCCGGAUGAAACGGCUUUUUACCGAACCUGCCUCCUGAAAGAGAACACGAUGCAUUCUUUGCUCAUGUUGCAACCCGCGCUCUUGUCCUACUCCCUGGACGACCCAACCCCGAAACCAGUCUUGCUCGAUAGUCUGAGCAUGCAGAAGAAUGUGAUCCUUCUGAUGGACACGUUUUUCCACGUCGUUAUCUGGCGAGGACAGACGAUUCAGCAAUGGUAUUUGAUGAGUAACUUGUACUUGUAUGAGCAAGGUAGAACAUCCUGGCUUUAGACUUCCAUCCUCCACCAAACCUCCAAACGUACUCCCUUACUCUUAGGUACGACGCCAAGUAUCACGAGCAGGCAGAAUAUGGGCAUUUGAAGGAGCUUCUGAUGGCUCCAGCGACAGAUGCUAAGCAGAUUUUGGAUGAGCGUUUUCCAGUCCCUAAGUUCAUUCAGACGGCCGAGGGUGGCUCUCAGGCACGUUUCCUAAUGACCAGGGUGAACCCAAGUCGAACGCACACAACCGAUGAUAAGAACAUUAUGGUGGAAAAUUAUCACUACAUACACAUGCAGCAUACUAGAAUCACUCACGUAGAAACAGAAGCUGACCGUUACAAAUUUUCCUUUUUGAUUACUCAUCAAUGAGUCAGUCAAUCAAUCACUCAAUCAGACUUUUCCGUCGCCGUAGAAGUUCGAGGUCGUUGUGUCGACUAAAGGACUGCUGAGUGAUAGUGAAGAAGACAGCUUCUCCCUCCUUCUUUCCAUGUUAACUCUUCUAAGAAAAACCAAAACGGCACAGCGUCAUUCGCAGGUGCGACCACGCAGGAAAGUUCUGUUGUGUUGACGGACGACGCCAGUCUGCGGGUCUUCAUGCAAGCGCUUAUUCGGUAUGCAGUAGCAUCGUAGACGCUCAAGGUCGGAGCAAGGACUCGCCACGCCUCUAGGACACGAACAAGGCGCAGCAAGUACUUUCCCCGUGCGGUGAAAAUGAAACUUGUUGAUACAACUUGUCUUCCAAAAUCAUGAGAAUUGUACCUACCUCGCAAGUGCUUUUCAACAGUGAUGAUAUCUAGUGAUCAGAGCACGAAUAGUAACUGUCAAGGCUCAUACCUACUCCCACUAGGUCCAUUCGUAUUUCGAAAGAUAGAUUUAGACGAGCAUGACGAGUUGCACCUCCCAUAAUGACUAGGUUGUAAACCUGAACCCCAUCCUGAUGCCGCAUAGUUUUCGUGUCUUGUUCGCGGCUCUCUUUUUCCCCAUGUUGGGAAAAGCGUGCAGCUGGUGCCCCCCCAACAUAUUGCUAAGCAAGACCACUUCCAUCUCCAUGUACUCUUAUCUACUUCUUGUAAAUGUCGUUUAUUCAAUCAUCAACUGAUUCACUUCAAUCAAUCAUAGAACUUCAACUUUUCAUACUACUAUGUAUAACGAACUUCAAAUUUUUUUAGCUGCUGAACAUAUAAAGUAAGAAUGAAACACAAAGAGUAAAAACUUCUACCACAAAAAGGAGAUUAUGAGUAAGAAGGCUAGUACCUGCAGGUACACAAAGUGAGACGAAAUCUGAGACUCAACAGAAGCAGAAAUUAAAACGUCAAAAGCUACUAGAGAAUCCGAUUUGCGAUAUAUCAAAGACCAGAUUGAAACAUUCAAAAGAUUCCAAGAACAAAAGCCGGCGAUUGUAGAGGUUUGAACUAUUAAAUUUGAACCGGCUUCGAAUAAAAAACGGUUUGUAACAAGAAUUUUACAACACGAUCUAACAUUUUCUGACAAGCAGAACAGCAGGACCUCAAAACUAGGCCCGGUUGUCGUACAUGCGCCAAGAUGUUGAAUCACGUGUGCUGAGGAGAGUAUUGUCUCAUGUCCACGACUAGCAU
Molecule: messenger RNA, 8107 nt
Organism: Amoebophrya sp. A25
Lineage: Eukaryota; Dinophyceae; Syndiniales; Amoebophryaceae
Source: the annotation of a GenBank genome assembly